UUCUCAGUUUCUCUUCUUCUCAUCACUGCACUGGGAAUCUGUCUGCCACCUUUCUCCUGCAGGAAGAGGAGGUGACCAUGGAAGAGGACAAGGAUACCCACCUGGGGAUGAAGCAUUUUCCUCUGCUGUGGCCUCUUCCCAGGCUCCGCUCUCAUAGUGAUACCUCCGGCUUUCGCUCCAGAGUGCUGUUCAGGCUCCGGGGAGCCCGCUCAGUUGACGGGUUGGAGAAAUCACCAUCACUGCCCGGCUGUGACGUGGUGGUGGACAGUGCCACCAAUACCCAGAAUGCCGCUGGACCAAGGCAGCAACGAGGCAAGCUGUCGUCACUAGGAAAAAUCUUCAAACCCUGGAAAUGGAGAAAGAAGAAGACCAGCGACAAGUUCCAGGACCUUUCCAAAGUUCUUGAGAGGAAAAUCUCAACCAGACAAACGAGGGAGGAUCUGAUCAGGAAAGGUGUACUCAUGCCUGAACAAGAUGAACCAGUCAACAGUGAAAAUCUGAAUGGCCAUGCCACAUCCACUGUGACAUCAGAGGAGGUGAAAGUUGACAUCGAGUCAACAGAACCACAUCUGGAGGAACAGGCUACGGGACCAGCCAGCACUGAGGAUGAAACAGCCAAGUCUUCUCAUUCAAAGAAGACAGGAUGCACAACAAAAACAACCUCUUCCACUACCCCUCGUUCUCGUGCGUCUAAGGAUGCAGGUGGCACAUCACAGACUAAUGGGACAAAUACAAAGACCAACCGGAAAGCAGAAACUCGCAUCUCUUCCUCUGUACCUCAAAAGGCCUCCACAGAGACUCCUAGCCAGCCUGGGGAGUUAAAAUCCUCGCCUCUUUCCUCGGACAUCCAGCCUGGCUCAUCUAAAGCCUCUGAGGCGGAGGGAACUCAGGCUACUUCUCAGUCUGACCCACAGUCUAAAUCUGCAGGUGGCGAGGCUCAGAGUGGCAUGGCUCUGGAGCCCAGUGUCCAGUCUCCUCAUAUCAACACUGCUAUAGAGGACACUUCCUUCACAGUGGGAGAAACAGUCAGCAGCUCAGAGGGGGAGAAACAGGGGAGGACGGGAGGGGGGGGAGCAGAAGAAGAAGAAAAGAAAAAAGGAGAAGUGGAGUCUGCUGGAGAGAAUAGCCCAAGGUCAGCUGAGGACCACGCUGAAAAUCUGCAUGGCCAUAGUGUGAACGUAGAGGACGCCAAGGUGACGGUGAUCCCCGACAGGCCGAGAUACAGCCAAACUAGCGACUCGGACUCUGAUGGACCAAUCCUGUACCGCGAUGAGGAGGAAGAAGAGGAGGAGGAAGACGAGUACACUAGCAGCUCUCUGGCCAUCAAGAUCCGCCGACGAGACACCUUGAACAUCAAGCUGGGGAACCGACCCAGCAAGAGGGAGCUGGAAGAGAAAAACAUUCUGCCGCGGAGCUCCGUGACAGAGAGACAUGAGCUACGCCAGCAGAUAGGCUCCAAACUAGUCAGGCGCUUGAGCCAAAGACCCACCACAGAGGAGCUGGAGCAGAGGAACAUCCUCAAACAAAAGAAUGAAGUGGAGGAGCAAGAAGCCAAGCAGGAGAUUAAAAGGAGACUCUCCAGAAAGCUGAGUGUUCGGCCUACAGUGGCAGAGCUCAUUGCUCGCAGGAUCCUACGUUUUAACGAGUAUGUGGAGGUAACAGACGCCAAGGAUUACGACCGGCGGGCAGACAAACCCUGGACACGGCUCACUCCUGCUGACAAGGCUGCUAUACGAAAGGAACUGAAUGAGUUUAAGAGCAAAGAGAUGGCGGUUCAUGAAGAGAGCAAACAGUUCACCAGAUUUCAUCGGCCUUAAGCGCUCUCACUGCCAUCUGGAUGUCAGCAACACAAGCUCUCCGGUCUCUAUCUCCCAGAAGACCUUGAGAUCCACAAUACACAGAUCAGUCCACUCCGCUUUGGGAUGUUCUUACUCCUGAUGAUGUGUAUUUAUGUCUAUAGUAAGAGAAACAGGUGUGUCUUAAGGCUUUGGCCAUCUGUGGCCACCAGUGAAACAUUUGCACAUAUCUAUAUUCAAUACAGUGAUGUGUAUAGCGCUCUGAUUAGAACAAUUUAUUUAUUGUAGAUGGCCAGAACAUACUGGUAAAUGUUGUUUUUGUUAGUUUUUUUGUUCUUUGAUUCACCUUAGGCCUCAGGCAAUGAGAGAUUCGGUGAGGAAAAAUGGGCAAAAAUCACCAUUGUAAAUAUGAAUGAGGCCCAAGUGUACUAUUGCUUUUAAGUGAAUCACAAGGCAUGCCUUGUCAUGAACUGCCAAAUAGACAUAUAUGGGCAUCCUCCUAGGACAGGAAAUGGGGUGAUUGGGUGAUUGUGUGCUGAUGUCAUGGAUCAGAGGGGAGGGGAGGCAGUUUGUUUUGCUCCGAUGUGCCUCUCGGAGUUGAAUCUGAAAUACUGCAGUUCAUUUUUAGACAUGUUUAAAGUACAUUGCCACUAGAGGGCGUUGCAUCAUAAGAAUUAUACGCUGUAAAGAUGAAGAUGUGUUUGCAGAUGAAGAAUAACCUUUUAGUGUUAUAUUUAUGACUGCUGAAGCUGAGUGAGCAGUGGACACCUGGGGCUUUAACAGUGAAGUGCAAUAAAAAUCACACGAAUUCUGAUCCCUCAGCAUACCUCCUGAUGAUACAUGACGCUCAUGUACAUGCAUUUUUCUUGUGUUGAGAGACUCAGUGUAAAAUCCCUGCUCACAAAGUGUUGGACUUGCUAUUUUAGAGAUUCAAGCUUAAAAUUCAGUUUCUCUAUAUUUGGCUGGCGCUCUUACUCAGAGUGACUUGGUGCCAAAGAAUUAGCAAACAUUUGAUUGUACAUCGGUUCAUUUGAAGGUUGCUUGGUUUCAUUUAUUUGGUUGUGGACUUCAUAUAAAGGUUUAAUGAAUAGAGAACAGGCACUGAGAUUUCCACCACUAAAGCAAUUAACCUCUCGAAGAAAUGGAGGAGUACUUUUGAGUUCCUUAAACAUACUUUGGCCAUCUAAUCUGUCUGCCAGUUAUUUAAGGACAGACUUGCUGACAAGUGGGCCUCUUUACAAUUUGCCCUAACAUGCAACUGGAAACAAGCACUUAGAGAUCUGUUUCUAUAAACACAGUUUUGUCUUUUGCUCCCAAACUGUGCAAUGAACCAGAGACCCUAAAUGCACAGUUUGACAUUUUGGGAAAUACACUUACUCGCUUUCUUGCUGACGGUUCCACGAGCAGAUCGAUACCACUCUCAUCAGUAUGCUAAAUAGGAAGCUAGAGCCAGGAGAGGAGAUUAGCUUGCUUGUUAGCAGGUUGAAACAGCUUGCCCGGCACUAUGCAUUUUGGUUUUUGUACAGAUUCAACAAAGGAGAUUUAACAUGUUCAUUUGUAAGCCUUAGAGGUGCAGUCAGGCUUGAAGUUGGAUAACAGGUCUGCCAAACAUUUUGGCAUUCACACAGAGACAGAUCUUCAUGAAUGUUAUCACUCUUUACAUUUAGCAAACAUGCCUAUUGAGGGAUGAUUUAAUACUUCUUGAUUUGUCUGUUAGCAUGCCACAGUCAAUUAAUCAAUUUCAUAUUUUACUUCUCUUUGGGAUUAAAAUUGUACUUUGUAUGCAUUGUGUGUCUUUAAUAAGGUUUUUAUUGUAAUUACACAGUUGUAAAACAGUUUAAGAGUAUUUGCCUUUGUUUAAAUGUGCAGAUACACUGAAAUUUAGUGUGGUGUAGAUUUAUGGCUGAGGUUGUUUAGUCAAUUGGAUCUCUUUCCAUCUUUGGGGCAUUCAUAGAUUUUUUCGGCUGUUAAGUGGUCUGCCUGGACAAAAUCCAAAAACUUAAGAUGCGUGUUAAUGCAAAAUGUAAAGGUAAUCAAUUAAUAAUGAUUUGGUUUUUUUUGUGUGAAUGCCAGAAUAUUUGGCUGAGCUGUUAGAAAAAGAAAAGUGUGAAGUGAAAAUGUAGGACAGAUAUACAGGCAGAGAAUAUAAACCUAUUCUAGCUCUCAAACAUAUUUCCCUCCCAGCAUAUGCGACGUUGGCUUAAAAGUGAUUGACAGAUCCAGCUUGCUGACGUCCUAAGGCUUGUGUUGUCACAGUAGGCCUCCGACUUCCAUUUUUACAAAUAGAAACUAAAAAAGGACUUUAUACUCUCUGCUUCUGAAUGUGCAGAGGUUGGAACAUGAAACUAUGUACAGCGACAGAAAAGAACCAACGGUAUUCAUUCAUUUCAGUGUCUAUGUUGUUAUAUAAUGAUUAUUUUGUAAAAAAUGUAUAUCAAGCAUGUGCAUACAGUGAAAUCAGUUUUACUACCAACUUAAUACAAUAGAAUUUGAUGUAAAUGUUUUAAGGGUUAGGGUUAGUUGAUUUUAGUUGUCUUAUUUUUUUUAACUGUUAUCAUCCACCAGACACUGAUGAGCGGGUUCAGCAUGCAUAUAUUUAUAUAUAAGUGCUGUUUCCAGGCAACAUAUCAAACACAGUAUGUUGAAUAACUGCCAUGUCUUCACCAAAUAUACUUAUUAUUUCAUGAGAAAACCAUAAACUAGACAUUAUUUAGGUCAGCUGGUGUAAUGCAAUCGGUCUCUAAUGGAUUUUGUGGAUGGUGACAGAGUUUAAAAGCUAUUUCCAAUCCUUCCUGGACUUCAGUUUUAAUUUAUUUCUUCAUAUGACCAGAGUCACCUUUCACAAACUACAAAAUGGAAAUUAAAAAGGUUGAGAUAAUUGUUAUAAGUGUUUAAACAUGUUCAAAUUUAACUGAAUUAGUUUGAGGAUAUAAUCUUGUUUCAUCUGUAAACAAGUAAACAUGAGUUUGAUCAGUUCAGCUGGUGUUUAGCUCCUGCAGAGGUGAAAAUGGUUCACACCAACAGUAAAUACUGCAUUAAAGAGCAGACCGCUUCUAUUCAAGAUACACAAUAUGACGCAGGUUUGAUCCCUUUAUAUCUGAACAAACAUGAAUGUGCUGCUGUAGGGUAGGAUUAUUUCCCUGUCUUUAAACAAGGCAACAACUUAAUAGAGACAAAGUGUUUAUCUAGAUAGAGACAGAGAGAGUGUUUAUAUACUUUAUUUUAACCCCCACCCCACCGCCACCAACCCAUUCAGUGUAAGCACUAUAUAAUCAAUGUCAAUGAAUAGUUAAACACACUUUUUGCAUCUGUAAGCAACCAACCCCUUAUAUGAAGCCUCUAUAACUAUUGUAAGAAUACUGUUAUAUUAAUUAUUAAUAUAUUAUAGCAUAUAAUGAUACAUAAACAAGUUAAAGUGUGUUUUAAACCAUUUAUGGAGUGUUUAUAUACUGCUUAUAACUAAUAAAUGUGGGGAUUAAAAUAAAGUGUUACCAGGUUUAUCAAUGCCAACAAGAGCUUGUCGUUAUGGUGACUUUUUAGUAAUAAAACUACUUACAAGGAGUCCUCGUCUAGACUGUCACCUGAUCAACACUGACAUGUUUUUUAUGUAACUCUCAUGUAUCGUUCAACAUUUUAGUCCACAAUUAAGUAUAGCAGCUAGACUAAGCAGUUGAAAGUGUGAAAGAGCCUUGAUGGUUGGUGUUUAAUAAACAGUCAGUAUUAAUCACGAUGAGCGAGUCCUGUAAAAACUUUUAUGGCUGCAGUCUGUUUCAUCUCAUCUGUAUGGAAAAAUAAAAUAAACUCAUUAAAGAUCAUGAUCCAAAUAAGCUUUAAAAGUUAUUGCAUAUGCCACGUUUCUCUGUGUUGUUGUUAAAGUAUCAAACAUACAAUUCCUGCCAUUCAAUUUCCAGUAGUUUUUUAAAUGUUAUUAUUUUGCUCAAAUUCUGGUUGACUUGGUUUAAAAAUAUUCACACCCACACUUGCUGUUCUGGCUGCUGCGUUUAAAAUGUAAUGUUGAAGAGCUCCACCAGUUCCUGAAAAUGUUUACAUUUGCUGUUUUAAUGGUGCUUGAGGCUUCUUUUAUUACUUUCUCCAAAUGAAAUACUUAAUUUCUGAGGAGCCAUAAUCAGACUGCUGCUGCUGUUCAUAGAAAGCAUUUUAACAUAUAGUCUUUUUCUUGAUCAUGUGAAAUUCACAGGAAAGUAUUCUUGUGUUUUGCUUGAGAUUCACAAGUCAGUCACAUGUUUAACCGUCAAACUGUAACAACACGACGCUCAAAGCAGCUGAACAGAUUAUUUGCCCCAGGACUGAACAUUUCACUUAAUAUAAAAGAAUCAUCUUUUAAGUCAUACAACAAUGUCAUUUACUUCCCAAAACAGCUACUGUUAUGUCCAAACUGUGUAUAUUGUUUUUGUAUAUAAAGAAUCAUGAA
Messenger RNA from Scomber scombrus (Atlantic mackerel), 6228 nucleotides. RefSeq names its product phosphatase and actin regulator 2 (gene phactr2). Gene Ontology annotation, molecular function: actin binding. Gene Ontology annotation, biological process: actin cytoskeleton organization. The coding region runs from base 78 to 1817 and encodes 579 amino acids. The record is from RefSeq and is a predicted model, not a curated record. The transcript has 12 exons. Lineage: Eukaryota; Metazoa; Chordata; Actinopteri; Scombriformes; Scombridae.